AAUUAUCAACUCAAUCACCGCACCAUGGCCAAGUCCAUCCGCUCCAAGCGCAUGCGCAAGUUCCGCAACGUCAAGCGAGAACACAACAAGGUCCGCGAGGAAAUCAUGCUCCGCCACGCUGUUGCUGGUGGCUUUGACCCCAACGUUGAGCCCGUCCCGCUGCUGCCCCACCAAAAGUCGUCGGGCUUCUCGUUCUGGUCUGUUGUCGACGAGAUGAAGCGCGAGCAGGGCAUUCUCGACUCGCCCACUCCAAUCCCGAACGCGCCCGGCAUUGCCCCGACGCCCGCCCCGGCCGCCAUGAACACGACUCAAUCAGCAAACGACGACGACGACGACGAUGAUGUUGAAGCCGACCAAACCGCAGCGGCAUCCAGCACUCGUCGCUCAACACGUCGCAGUGGCGCUGCAUCGGUCGACGUUGUGGACAUGGAGCUCGGCGCCGAAGUUGAGGAGCGCAUCCACCGACCACUUUCUGCUAGUGCCAUCAAGAAGCGAAAAUCUGCCUUGAAGCUUAAGCGCAAGGGUGUUAAGAAUACCAAGCGAUUCAACUUGUAAUUUGCGCCAGUUGAUUCAGUACAUAUUCCCUAUUCUUGUUGCGGUUGAUUUGAUGUUUCAUUUGUGCAUGUUUUUAAACAGGUGUGUGUGUGUGUGUGUGUGCGUGUGCGUGUGUGUGUGCGUGUGUGUUUGGUGUUGGUUUACACUGUUUUUGUUUGUGUUUGUCCUUGUGUUGUUUGCUUUUGUCGGGCGACUGUAUCAUUCCUUGUCAGCAAGUAACGAAACAACAACAAACAAACCUCUGC
Molecule: messenger RNA, 800 nt
Organism: Capsaspora owczarzaki ATCC 30864
Lineage: Eukaryota; Filasterea; Ministeriida; Capsasporidae
Exons: 1
Coding region: 25-555 (176 amino acids)
Source: RefSeq, a predicted model, not a curated record